CUUGAAUAAAACCGCCAGGAUCGUUUGAUGCUUGCCUUCCUCGUCGUUCUCAAUUACGUGUGUUGUACUUCUAAUUGUAAUCCGAAUAAAUUGAAAACAGUGCAGUGACAAUGCAGAUUGUGUGGUAGUAUUCAAGAUUUUGUAAAUGAACUAAUAGGACAAAACAACGCUGUGCAAUAAAUGCAAAUUAGUACACUUUCUUCGGUUGGUUAGCUGAAAUUAAUUAAACAGAUGCAUUAAAAUAUACUGAUAGUGAACUAACCGUUGUGUAAAAACGUUUUUCUGCUCCGAAAGCAUCAAUUCUACAAAAGUCUCAUUGCAAACUAAAGGUGAAAAAGAGCUCUAACGGAUUUUAUUGAUUAACUGAAAGUAUGGAUGCUUAAAAACUACGACUUCAAUUUAUACCAUAUUACAGUAGUUAACAAUGGAUUUUCGCGAGUUGAACAAAAUCAAGAAAGAAAAUAAAAAGAAGCCCUUACUUGUAAUUAAAGAUCGAAAAACUGCUCUGUCGGCUUUGGAUAUUCAAAAGUUGUUAGGCUUGACGAUUUUCCCCCAACAUUUCGUUAAAUGGCCUGAUUGGUGUUCAGUCACCAAGCCCUCGUUCAUCAAGAAUAUUGUUCUGGUAUUUAUUAACAGAGUAAAUACUCUAAAAUCGAACGAGAAAUAUGGACAACAGUUUGCUCUGAUGUUUGGGGAGCCACUGAAAGUAUUAAAUCCAGAAGCUUAUAAGUAUACAUGGGACAGAGAAAUUUCUACUGUCCCCAGAAGUUUCCUCACAACUCACGCAGCAGCUAUGGCGGAUUUAAAUAAGUCAAUACUAACUCCUGUUCCCCGCCGCACGUGGAUAGAUGAUGAAAAAACUAUUGAUAAAAUGCGUAUAAUCAAAUCAGUUCACGAAAUAACUAAAGAACAGUUACCUUCACAGACUACUAAUUCUACUUCUACUACUACGACAACUACUAAUGAACCAGUAGAAAAACGCACUCUUAAAAGAAAAGCUGAUAAACUUUUUCCAUUACCUAUACCAGGUACACCUGAUGCAUUUGAUAGAACUUUACUGAUUUUAAAUGUUGAGCAAAUGAAAAAAGAAAACGUUCCAUUACCUAAUGAAUUAUUAAUCGACCAACGUAAAUACUUCAAAAACCGUUCAGAUUUUGUACCAAGUAAACCUGUAUACCUUCCUGUAUCAGCCAACAGCCCAAUGUAUGCAGUAGACUGCGAAAUGGUACUUACAUCCGUAGGAAGUGAGUUGGCUCGAGUGACUAUGGUUGAUGAGAAGGCAACAGUUAUGUUCGAUCGUUUAGUGAAACCGCCAAAUCCUGUUAAAGACUAUUUAACUAAAUUCAGUGGAAUUACUAGAGAAAUGCUUGCAUUAAUAGACACUACACUGGCAGAUAUACAGCACGAAUUAGCUGAAACGUUACCAGGAGAUGCUAUCUUAGUUGGUCAUUCGAUUGGAAAUGAUUUAGAAGCCAUGAAGGUUUUUCAUCCGUAUUUAAUUGAUACAAGUGUCAUCUAUAAUCUGAAAGGCAAUAGAGCGGCUAAAACACGUCUUCGAUUCCUAUCAGAACAUUUUCUCGGACGUAUGAUUCAAACUGGUAAAGGAGGUCAUUCUUCCGCUGAAGAUGCCAUUGCUACAAUGGAUCUGGUGCGAUUAAAAUUAAGCCAAGAUAUUGGCUUUGGUGAUGUGACUACAUCUUGGCGUUUCCCAGAAGAUUACCAAUCGCCAAUAGAAACCAAGUCUGCUAGAUUUACUGCAUUAACAAGUAAUAAACAAAACUCAAACAUCUUUUGUUGUUUACAGCAAUACAACAAUACUACUAACGACAAUAACCUUCCAUUUAUUUCAUCAACAUGUAAUGAUUUCUUAACAGAAAGUCAAUAUUUUGAAACUCAUCCAGUUUUUCAAGAUCAUCUAUUAAAAUUAUGUUCAUUUUAUAAAUCUUUGGGUAAACCAAUUCACUUGUUUAAUCGUUUACUACAUGAUUCCGGUGUAACUUAUGCUUAUUGGCCAAUUUAUCAAGGAGAAAACGACAAAGAACAACAACAACAAAGAGAAGAUCAAGAGAGAGAAAAUAAAUCAGUUCAGCUUAUUACUACUGAUUCAAAACAUAGCGAAAUUUUCAUACCUAUAAAUUUUAAUUCAACUGAUCAUCAAACGACCACUACUGAUAAUGUAAAUACAACAACAACAACAACAACUACUACUACUACUACCAACAGUGAUGAACCUACAACAACAUUGACAGUAGUCAAUAAGAUUUCGAAAAAAUUAUCAAAUUACAUCGUUGAUUUGUGUAAUUCACAUAGAUUAGUAAUGAUACAGGCGAAUUGUUCGCCUGAAUGGGAUAAAGAAAAAUGCUACCAUAAAGUGUGUAAAUUCUGUACAAAAUUAUAUUCAAGUUUAGCAGAAAAUAGUUUAAUCGGUGUUAUUUGUACAGGUUCCGAAUUUCAAAAGCCAUUAUCUAAAAAACGUACACAUGCAAACAUUUUAAAAUCAGCUUUAGGCAAUUUUUAUAUAACACUCAAUUCAAAUGUUGUUGUUCAAACUACAACUGUUGAUAAUGAUUCCAAAUGAAGAUGCUUAUUAGUAUUGACUUUUGUUAUGUGUAAAUUUUGAAUUUCCAACCGACUCAAUCUUUUGUUUAUACCAUAAUAAUUUCCGCAAUAUAGAAAUAAACAUUAUUCUUUUGUAUAAAUUACGCAUAUUUCUUAUGAUGAUGUACUUAUUUACUAACAAAGAGAUAUAUGAUCGA
Messenger RNA from Schistosoma intercalatum, 2756 nucleotides. NCBI's taxonomy places the organism in Eukaryota, Metazoa, Platyhelminthes, Trematoda, Strigeidida, Schistosomatidae. The record is from the annotation of a GenBank genome assembly.